This is a messenger RNA of Zea mays, 5022 nucleotides long. RefSeq lists its product as uncharacterized. Gene Ontology annotation, molecular function: aspartic-type endopeptidase activity. Lineage: Eukaryota; Viridiplantae; Streptophyta; Magnoliopsida; Poales; Poaceae. The transcript has a single exon. The coding region runs from base 481 to 3042 and encodes 853 amino acids. Gene Ontology annotation, biological process: proteolysis. The record is from RefSeq and is a predicted model, not a curated record.
UAGAUGCUUUUGUGGGCCGCCAAUUCACAAGGCGCAGAAAUAGGAAAGAGGAGAUAAGUCAGGAAUAGUUUCUGUUUUAUCAGUUCCUAAAUAAUAGGUUAGUUCCUUUUUAUGUGGCUAAAUAGUAGCAGUUCCUAAAUAAUAGGUUAGUUCCUUUUUAUGUGGCUAAAUAAUAGCAGUAGAUAUGUCUAUCCUGAGACCGCCUAUGGCUAUAAAGGCGGCUGGGCAUCAGCUGUAAGAAUCAACCAGGAAUAAGAUCUCCCUUUUGUUUGGGCGAGAACACCUGGGAUCAUCCUGGCCAGGCACGACGCCGGCGCAGGAGAUCUGGAUGAUCAGCGCCCUCUUCUUCCAUACACCUUGCGCCACUCCAAUCUCCCUCUCCACUCCCCAUUGAAGGACACCAGGAAACCAAGGUUAUAGACUCACCAGCGAGGAGUCGGUAACAAUUUGGUAUCAGAUUCAGCAGACGCAGCGACAAUCAUGUCCGGCGUCAUGCCCGAUCCUGAAGACAAGAGCACAGAACAGAAGCUGGACUUCCUCAUGGACGCAAUGAACAGGAUGUUGGGUCAGCUGACAACCAUGAAUGGUCGGCUGGACACCCAUGAUCGUCGAUUGGCGCGGGUGGAAACGGUUCCACCCGGCGGCGUCCAGCUGGAGGAAAUCACGGAGAUUGACGACGGCGACGGACCACCACACCAGGGCGACCACAACAGCAACAAUGGUGGCCGUCAGGCCCCACGUCGCGGGCGUAGUGAUGGGGGCAGCGAAUUCUACAGCCGCCCGGAUCGUUAUGGCCGACCAGAUGGCUAUGGUCGCGGUCGGGGUCGUGACGACGAAGGUGGCAACCGUCCACCGCGACCCAACUUUCCAUCCUUCGACGGCGAAUCAGAUCCAUUGACAUGGAUCAACAAGUGCAACACCUAUUUCCGAGGGAUGCGAACCAUGGCAGAAGAAAAAGUUUGGCUAGCAUCAUUACACUUGGAGGGAGCAGCAGCCGAGUGGUACUAUGCACUGGAACGUGAUCAUGGCAUUCUGUCGUGGGCACGAUUUGUUGACUACAUCCACAUGAGGUUUGGACCACCCAUCCGAUCCAAUGGCCUGGCAGAACUGAAAGCCCUUUAUAGGACAGGCACCGUGGAGGCAUAUCAGCGACAGUUUUCAGUCUUGCUUUGUCGCUGUGAUGACUUGUCUCCUAUGCAGCAGGUGAACAUGUUUACAGCAGGUCUUGGAGAUCCCCUACGCACCGAUGUCGAGCUGUUGGCCCCGACAAACCUGCAGACCGCAAUGAGUCUGGCCUGUGCUUAUGAGCGCAAGGAGGAGAACAUUGCAGCACUCAGAGAUAGACAAAGUCACCGGAACCUGUCCGCCAUCAAAGGGACUGGUUCAGGACCGGGGGCCAGGCCGGCUGCUCCAAAUCGGCCGUGUUUCAGACGUCUAACACCAGAAGAAUUAGCAGCGAAACGGGCAAGUGGAGAAUGUUACCACUGCAACGAGAAGUACUCGGCUGAUCACAAGUGCACCGCAAAGGGGGUAUUCUUGCUGGAAAUGGACGACGACAUGGAGGAAGAUACUGCAGCGGAAGACCUGGGCAUUUCUCUUCAUGCCCUCACGGGCAUUGACAUCAGCAGCACCAUGAAGCUCCAGGUCAGGGUCAAGGAUCGGACAUUGGUGGCGCUGGUGGACACAGGCUCUACCCACACAUUCAUACGGGAAGCUGUGGCCACCCAGCUGGGCCUCCAAGUCACACCAAGACCGGGUCUCUCCGUCAAGGUAGCAAACGGGGACAACGUCGCCAGCAGCGGGAUAUAUUCCAAGCUCCGAAUUACUAUUGCCGAGGAGACCUUCCACAUCACCUGCUACGGUCUUCCUCUGGCCGGCUUUGACAUUGUCCUGGGGGUCCAGUGGCUUCGGUCAUUGGGACCCAUAUUGUGGAACUUCAACGCCUUAUCCAUGGAGUUCUGGCGCCUGGGACGCAAUGUGCGUUGGGUAGGACUGGGUGCGCCACAUACUCAGUGCGCAGCCCUGUCUGAACCCCGCGAACUACUACAGGCAUUACUGCAGUCCUACGCCGACAUCUUCGCUGAACCACGUGGCCUUCCGCCACCUCGGCGUCACGACCAUCACAUCAGGCUGCUGCCAGGGACGCCACCAGCUGCAGUUCGGCCCUACAGAUACCCCCAAUUGUUGAAAGACGAGAUCGAGCGCCAGUGCGAAGACAUGUUGCAGCAAGGCAUCAUUCGGGAGUGCACAUCGGCCUACUCUUCUCCAGUGUUACUUGUGAAGAAAGCUGAUAAAUCCUGGCGUUUCUGCAUUGACUAUCGGGCCCUCAAUACCAAAACAGUCAAGGACAAGUUUCCCAUUCCGGUGGUCGACGAACUCUUGGAUGAGUUACACGGUGCCUGCUUCUUCACAAAGUUGGACCUCCGCAGUGGAUAUCACCAAGUACGCAUGCACCCAGAUGAUAUUGAGAAGACAGCGUUUCGCACUCAUCGAGGUCACUUCGAGUUUCUAGUCAUGCCCUUCGGCCUCACCAACGCACCGUCCACAUUUCAGGCCCUCAUGAAUGAUGUCCUGAAACCCUUCAUCCGGAAGUUUGUCCUGGUCUUCUUCGAUGAUAUUCUAGUAUUUAGCUCUUCCUGGGCAGCGCACUUACAACAUGUCAGGGAAGUAUUUACAGCACUCCGAGCAAACAAGUUAUCAGUCAAACAGUCCAAGUGUUCGUUUGGCAAAACAUCAGUCGCUUACUUGGGUCAUGUUAUUUCAGCUCAGGGCGUUUCUAUGGAUUUGGAUAAGGUGGCAGCAGUAGAAGUUUGGCCGCGCCCUCGGUCUAUUCGGGCACUUCGAGGUUUCUUGGGUCUCACUGGCUAUUACCGCAAGUUUAUAGCGGAUUAUGGGACCAUAGCUGCACCCCUCACGGCUCUUCUCAAGCGUGUGAGGCGUUCCGUUGGUCGGAAAGGGCAGAGGAGGCAUUUCUUCAACUCAAGCAAGCCCUUAUAUCAGCACCACUGUUACAGAUGCCGGAUUUUUCUAAACAGUUUAUAGUGGACUGUGAUGCAUCAGGGACUGGUUUUGGAGCAGUCCUUCAUCAAGGAGAUGGGGCCAUUGCAUAUUUCAGUCGUGUUGUAGCACCACACCAUCAGAAAUUACCAGCAUAUGAGCGGGAAUUGAUUGGUUUAGUCAAAGCAGUGAGGAAUUGGAGACCAUAUUUAUGGGGAAGAACUUUUCUGGUACGGACAGAUCACUAUAGCCUUAAAUUCCUCCUGGAUCAACGGUUGUCUACAAUACCGCAACAUACAUGGGUCAGCAAAUUGUUUGGAUAUGAUCUGUCAGUGGAGUAUAGGCCGGGCAAAUUGAAUGGUGCAGCAGAUGCCUUGUCUCGACGCGACGAAGACACCGCAGAAAUUAACAGCAUCUCAGCACCACAUUUUCAGCUGUUUGACACCCUUCGCAAUGAAGCUGCCACCGACCCACAGGUCUUAAGCUUGCGAGCUGCCAUUACAGCGGGAACUGCAAAAUCAGGAUGGACGGAAGCUGAUGGUCUGCUACUAUUUCAAGGGAAGGUCUUCAUUCCGGACGCUUCAGCAGUUUGGACAGAAAUACUGGCAGCAGCACACAAUUGUGGUCACGAGGGCAUUGAGAAGACUGUACAUCGAUGGAGAGCAUCCUUCUACAGCCCACAAGCCUUACGACGGGUCAGAGAAUUUGUGCAAGCAUGCGCCACUUGCCAACGGAAUAAAACUGAGCAUCUACAUCCAGCAGGUCUGCUGCAACCCCUGCCGGUACCAUCGGAAAUUUGGAACGACAUCUCCAUGGACUUUGUUGAAGGAUUUCCUAAGGUUGGUGGCAAGACAGUGGUAUUAACAGUGGUCGACAGGUUCUCUAAGUUUGCCCACUUUAUUCCUCUUGGCCAUCCAUAUACCGCAGUGACCGUGGCUAGGGCAUUUUUCGAAGGGAUUGUGCGCCUUCAUGGUAUUCCGUGCUCAAUUGUAAGUGAUAGAGAUACAGUGUUUACUAGUGCCUUCUGGUCCGAGCUUUUUCACCUUGCUAGGGUCAAGUUGUUACUUAGUUCCGCGUUUCACCCCCAGACCGAUGGACAGUCGGAAGUGGUUAACAGAAUUAUUGUGAUGUACUUACGCUGCUUGGCAGGUGAUCGACCAAAAACUUGGUUACAAUGGCUUCCAUGGGCUGAAUUUUGUUACAAUACGUCAUACCAGACUGCGGUCAAGUGCACUCCAUUCAGGAUUGUAUAUGGCCGGGACCCUCCAACAAUGCUUUCUUAUACACCUGGGACAGCCAGAGUAGCUGCCGUCGAUCAGCAACUUCAGGAUCGAGAUGUUUUCUUGGCAGACAUCAAACAAAGGCUAAUCCAAGCUCAGGUAACAAUGAAGCAGGCGCAGGACAGUGGCCGUCGAGAUGUGCAGUAUGCUGUCGGCGAUUGGGUUUGGCUGCGUCUGCACCAAAGGUCGACAGUGGGUGUCACGCCAGCAGCAACAUCCAAAUUAGGACCUAAGUUCUAUGGGUCAUAUCAAAUUCUGCAACGCAUUGGAGAGGUCGCCUAUAAGCUACAGCUGCCAACCAAUGCAAGAAUCCAUGAUGUUUUCAUGUGGCACUUCUCAAGAAAUUCCAAGGGGAGCCCCCAUCCGCACUAGUACUCUUACCAACGAUUCUGCAUGGCAAGGUACUUCCGGUUCCAGCACAAGUAGUGAAGGCUCGUUUAAAUAGAGGUGUUUGGGAGUUACUGGUCCAGUGGCUUGGACGUGAGCCGGCUGAUGCUACAUGGGAACAAUGUAAUGAGUUCAAGAGAAGAUAUCCAGAAAUACAACUCGAGGACGAGUUGUUUGUCGGAGAGGAGGGAAAUGUUAUAGAUGCUUUUGUGGGCCGCCAAUUCACAAGGCGCAGAAAUAGGAAAGAGGAGAUAAGUCAGGAAUAGUUUCUGUUUUAUCAGUUCCUAAAUAAUAGGUUAGUUCCUUUUUAUGUGGCUAAAUAGUAGCAGUUCCUAAAUAAUAGGUUAGUUCCUUUUUA